Messenger RNA from Lampris incognitus (smalleye Pacific opah), 1833 nucleotides. RefSeq lists its product as uncharacterized. Lineage: Eukaryota; Metazoa; Chordata; Actinopteri; Lampriformes; Lampridae. Gene Ontology annotation, biological process: proton motive force-driven ATP synthesis. The transcript has 4 exons. Gene Ontology annotation, molecular function: proton transmembrane transporter activity. The record is from RefSeq and is a predicted model, not a curated record. The coding region runs from base 82 to 1581 and encodes 499 amino acids.
GAAACACUAGAAACUGAUAUUCUCAAAGAAGCCAACACUGCGCUUGAAAAGGGAGCUUCAAUACUCGCCAGUGAUGAGAGGAUGGUAGAGAGUACAGUGACUAUGUCUGUUGACACCAGUGGGGAGACAGCUGAGGUUGAAAUUUUAGCACUAGAGUCUCUCUCUGAAGCCACCGAUGCGUUAGAGGCUGAAAUGUCCUUAGUUUUGGAGAGUCUCUACUAUUCUGGUCCGACACCAACUGUUCAGUCAACAGUACAACAGAAACCCGAAUUCCCAGAAACAGCUGGAAAGAACAGGAAGGCUCUGGGUGAUGUCGGAGAGGUUUUAACAGAGAAACCACUGAGCCAGGAAGAAGUAAUACAGUCUGUUAUUUAUGGAGGAGAUGGAAGGGAAGAGGAUGGGGGUGUUUUGGAGGCCAUGUCCCUUGAGUCAGUGACUUUAGCUGAAGUUGAGGCAUUAUUGGGAAUGCUAGAGAGUGACACGCUCACUGAAACCUCAGCUCAGUUGGAGAUAGAAGCGGAAAUAUUUGCCAAAGAGGUUGGAAAAGGAACAGAGAGGACGGUGAGGGAGGAUGACUUUGCAUCUGAGGAUAAAGAUGAGACCACUGUUCUCACAGAGGAAGCUCUGUCUGAAGCUGACUGUCUGUCUGAAGCUUUGGAAGCUGAAACAGAAAUUUUACUGGAAGAACUGCUCUUCUCGGUUCCUGGUCGUGUUGCUGUAGAAAGAGAAGCUCUGACUGCUCAUAAAGUAGCAAUGGAUGAUAUUUUGAGAGGAAGGGAAGUAAGAGAGCAUGCCAUUGGCAGGGAGGAGAGAGGGGAUGAAGGGUUUGUGGCAAAUGCAUCUCUAAGUAUUGAAUCACUCAGUCUGUCUGAGGUUGAGGUGGUAGUGGAGACCCAAGGUGGGGAUAUUUUAACUGAAACCAUAACUCGGCAGGAGACUGCAGUUCGAAUACCACCACAGGAGACUCAAACAGAGAGAGAUUGUCCACAAGAAGAGCAGAAGGUGUUUUUUGGGGCCGUUGAGGAUGAUAACCUUGCUAUAGCUGCAAUUUUAACCAAUGCUUUAGAAGUUGAAUCAGCUGUUAUCCCUCAGAACCAGCCCUGUCCCAUCCUUGGCCCUGUUACUAUGAAAACAGUCCCCUCUGGCCCAGCUUCCACAGAUCCAGCACCUGGAGAACAAGACACACCACCUGCUCCUGUUUCCCCUCCCCUUUGCAACAUGGCUCCUCCUGCUCCAAAGGAGGUACUGGGAUUGAGUCAGGAGGAGGAGGGAGCAGGCUCAGCACCUCCUGCCGGGAGAAAGGAGGUGGAUGCAGAGGGAGAGGCAGAAGGGGGACGACAGACUUCAACCCUGGGGAUUCCUGAAGGCAUUGAUCCAGUCCAGAGACUCUUCAUGGAGAAAAUCAGAGAAUACGACAACAAGUGCAGAAUGUUUGGAGGGAGGGUGGAGGCGGGACCAGACUACGAGAAGUGCCUCUUAGAGGAGGAAGCUAAGCUCCAGAAACUGUAUGGAGGAGGAGACCUGAACAGCUUCCCUCAGUUCACCUUCACUGAGCCCAAACUGGACCAGGACUCAGAAUGAUCCAUGAUGACAACCUCUCACACUCGUUUAAUUUCCCACAUUUCCCUCUCCUUUAUCAUAUUCACAAUUACCCCCUCCUUACCCAUCUUCGUCUUCUCUUCCACGGAUGAGCAAAGAGGGGGAGAGAGACAAGACCAGAAACUUCCAAAGUUCGGGUGUGGGGAGAAUUCCUGAAUAAGGGAUGUUGUUUUUCUGACUGAAUGUUCACACAGUGUGACGAUGAUUAAAUAUGGGAUAUUUUAUUAAAGUGGC